Megalobrama amblycephala (Wuchang bream) is the source of this 3600-nucleotide messenger RNA. It is a transcript of the gene lmod1b, whose product is annotated as leiomodin 1b (smooth muscle). Lineage: Eukaryota; Metazoa; Chordata; Actinopteri; Cypriniformes; Xenocyprididae. The record is from RefSeq and is a predicted model, not a curated record. Bases 830 to 2890 code for a protein of 686 amino acids. Gene Ontology annotation, biological process: myofibril assembly; muscle contraction; pointed-end actin filament capping. Gene Ontology annotation, cellular component: striated muscle thin filament; myofibril. Gene Ontology annotation, molecular function: actin binding; tropomyosin binding. The transcript is spliced from 3 exons.
UCUAUAGGCUCUAUCACAAAAUAAGUAGUGCUUUGUUAAAAACAAUUACUGUUAGCUAAAAUGCCAUUGAAGAAUUACAAUAAUUUAAAUUUUGACAGUCAUAUAAUACUUUUGUCACAUUUGAUCACGUUUUGAAUUUGAGUAUUAGUUUGAGUUGGUUUUUCAGUGUUUCCUUCGUUUGCAUUUGUUUCCAUCAUGGUUAUUCAUUGUUUAAUGCACUGCACCGGUUUCUCGAGUUAGUAUAUAUUGAGGCUAUUUUCAGUAAGUCUUUGUUCUGUUCUCAUCUGUAUAUGAUGGUUAUGUUUGUGCUUUUAGAUCUACUUGUAUCCUGAGUAUUUUUGUCAUUGAAUAGCCUAUAUUCUAUUGAACCAAAUUAAACUGAUUCCUGGAAUAGCACAUCAGACUAUUAUAGUAUCCAAUUCUAUAACAUUCUUUAACAUCACUGGAAAAAUAUUGUCAGUACUCCAGGAAUCCUGAUUUCCUACCAGGAAGUAACAGUAUGUAUCUGGGAUGCUUUUGAGUUUUAGUAAACCAUAUCCUUCCCAAUUGCCUUUAAAGGAAUAUGUACCCCCAUCUAAAUAUGGGCAUGUGCUCGAUGGAUUUCAAGGAAUGUCCAAGCACUACAAACUUGUGCUGACAGUCCAUCGCGUCUCGCGCUGCUCCUUGCGUUUCUUUCACAUCCAGAAAGGCUUAAAUUUGACUAUUUUCCUAGUUUUUCGUCUUCACUUUCUAAUCUUGACAGCUCUAUUUCAAAAGGUAAAAUAACUGAAAAAUACACAGAUAUUUUAAGCAAAUUCUACACAAGUUUGUGUCAUUAUUGAACGCAACUAUGUCCCGGAGGAAGGUGAGGGGACUCACUAAAACCGGGCGACAGGUGAGCGAGGACCCGGACCUCGACAGUUUGCUGUCAAACCUGUCACCCGAAGAAAUGGAGGAGCUGCAGAAAGAGGUAUCGGUUGUUCCCGAUCCAGAUCCGAGUGAAAUAAUCGUUGUGGACCAAACGGAUUUAAAACCAACCGCGCCAGUUAAAAAGGAAUCGCAGUCGAGCAGCCAGACCGAUGAUUUCAAAUCCCGCUUCCAGAGAAACCUGUCAACAGAGGGAGAGCCGAAGAAGGAGAGCCGGAAGCAAGAGUACCUGCGUAAGAUGGGCCUGAGCCAAGAGAAGAAUACCUCCACGUCUGACAGCAGAGACGGAGGACUUCAGAGGACCCCCUCCACCUCUUCCUUCCCUAAACGUGAUGGUAGAAUGGAAGACAGGACACGCAGAGUCACAGAGGGCACCAACGAUGACAAAUCUGGCCCAUCUGCCCUUUCCAAGAAGGACGAGGAGAGUGAGAGAAAAGUAGGGGUGAAAGAACAAAAUGAUGGAAGUAAACUCAAAGAUAGAAGAGAGAUGAGAGAAAGUAGCAGCAGCAAAACCAAAGAAUUAAUUUCUAAGCUUCAGGAGAAAAAGGAGGAUGGUAAAGAGAAAAAUAGAAAGGAAGACAAUCGGAAAAGGGAAUCUGGGGAAAGUAGAGCAAAGGAGAUGAUUUCUAGGAUAAAGGAAAAAGAGGAGAAGGAAAGGGAGAGAAAGGAAGAGAUUAGAAAGAGAGAGGAGAAUAAGACAAAAGGCUAUACGUCGAAGUUAGAGGAAAAGCAAAAUCAGGUUCUAGAAGACAAGACGAAAGAAGAGAAGAAGGACCAGGAUGAAAAACAAAUAAGAAGGUCAAGUGAAAAGACGAAAGAGGGCCCCACAUUGGAAUUGAGGGGACUUGCUGAAAAUAAAGAGAAAGAACCUGAAACAGUUCCUGAAAAUGUGAAGAAGCCGCAGGAAUAUAAUGCAAAAACGAGCGAUAAGGGAAGAGGGGAUGUUCAGAACCAAAAUGAAAUCGUAAAUGAAAUUCAUGAACCCAUCAAGGAAGAGAACAUUGGAAACUGUGUCUCAGACACCAUUUCAAAAAAUAAGACCAAAGAGGAGGAAGAGGAGGACGAGUCAGCCAGCAUGUUUGAUGAAGAUCUUGAGAGAGUUCGUCGCAACGAUCCGGGCAUGACUGAUCUCAAUGUGAACAAUUCUGAGGUCAUAAAAACCAAAACGCUUAUUCAGUUCGCCGAGGCCUUGAAAAACAACACACACAUCAAAGCGUUUUCUUUGGCUAACUGCCGCGCCGAUGACCAUGUGGCUUAUGCUAUUGCCGAGACCUUACGCAAUAACAAAAGCGUCACUAGUAUCAAUUUGGAUUCCAAUCUUCUUACUAGCAAAGGCAUCAUGGCCCUGAUCCAUGCCCUCCAACACAACUCCACACUCACUGAGCUACGCUUCCACAACCAGCGACACAUCAUCGGAGGAAAGUCUGAGAUGGAGAUGACCAAAAUCUUAAAAGAAAACACAACUCUUCUGAAACUGGGCUACCACUUUGAGUUAGCUGGUCCUCGUAUGACCAUGACCAAUAUUCUUAGUCGCAAUAUGGACCGUCAGCGACAAAAGCGGCUGCAGGAACAGAAGCAGGCUCAAGCCCAAGGUGCUGGAGACAAGAAAGACUCAUUAGAAGUUCCAAAACCCGGCUUUGGUAAAGGCUCCCCAAGAGGCUCGCCCAGGCCUUCUCCUAUACCUUCUCCCAUACCGUCACCCGCCCCGUCGCCCAAGUUGACCCAUAAGAAGAGGGUUAGUGGGCUUGGUGGUGGACCACCUCCGCCACCACCUCCGCCUGGAGGACCACCACCACCUCCACCUCCAAUGCUAGAUGGAGAAUUCCUGAAGAACUCCCUGACGCCCGUGUCACAGAGGAAGCUUGACGAUAGGAGUGGAGGAAGAGGAGGAGCUCAAAAUACAAGGGACCAACUUCUUGCUUCCAUUAGGGGCAGCAAUAUCAAACAGCUCAAAAAGGUUGAAUUACCAAAGCUCUUGCAGUAAGCCAGCAGUGCAGAGAGAUAAACAUGAAUGAAGAAAAAAGACAGGAAUGAAAGGACAGACAUCUCACAGACCUUGAGAAGAUCAACACUCAGAAUCUUCCAUACAGAGUCUUUUCUGCUGCCCUACAGUAUGGAAGAUUGGUAUAGGCUUGUAUAGACGGUGAUAUUCCAUUGAUUGCACAGCUUCUGCCCAGAAGUCUUUGUACAAAAUACACUGGACGAUAGAAAGAAAGAGAAGUGUGGUGCAGUCAUGGGUGCUUAGAGGCUUCGAUGACCUAUGGAACUGCAGAGUUGAUGCCUAGCUUGUCAUUUGCACUAAAUUUCAUGAAUCAUUUCAUAUGAUAGAUUUACUAGUGUGUGUUUGGUACAGUAUGUAUGUGGAUGUUGAGUAGAUGUUUGUUUCUGCAGUAGAAUUGGAUCUUCUUACAGCUGACUGAACUGAGCUAUGUAAGAAUAAAAACAGUCACCUGGAUUUUAUCCUGGUAUUUUGGGUUCGGGAAUCUCUAUAGUAAAAGCUCUUGCUGAUCAGGGAUUAAAGGUGGGAUUCUAAUAUAUAUUAAAAAAAACAAAUAAAUAAAGGUAUUGUUUCCAUGGUACUACAGAUUCUUCAAUACCAUAUAUUUUGAAUGAGUGAAUGUGAAUGAGAACAGGAUUACAGCAUUUAGGAGAAAGGGAUGGAUAAUCAGAUCUAUGUGAAUAUGGCUGCAUAAA